This is a messenger RNA of Aedes albopictus (Asian tiger mosquito), 3263 nucleotides long. Its product is annotated as presequence protease, mitochondrial. NCBI's taxonomy places the organism in Eukaryota, Metazoa, Arthropoda, Insecta, Diptera, Culicidae. The transcript has 3 exons. Gene Ontology annotation, biological process: protein processing. Gene Ontology annotation, cellular component: mitochondrial matrix. Gene Ontology annotation, molecular function: metalloendopeptidase activity; metal ion binding. The record is from RefSeq and is a predicted model, not a curated record. The coding region runs from base 182 to 3208 and encodes 1008 amino acids.
CCCUGCGAACAGAAGCAAAAACGAACUGUCAAAAAUAUGUAGAAACAAAAAUUUCUUCCUGCGACCUCUUGUGGUUGCCCGAUUUUCAGAAAUAAUAGUAAAAAUUGUGCAAUUAUUUCAAGAAUUACAAUCAAUUAUCAUAUUUAUCCUGAUCAACUAGUAGAUUCCAAGUUUCUUCGCAAUGCUUGGUCAAUUUUUGUGCAGCCGAUUUCCGGCGCUAAGACGAGCCCUCUCGACUGCUCCCAAGAUUAAUCCGGCAGUACUAUCCAACUCCAAAGCUGCGGAUCGCUUCAGACCCGGUGACCGGUACAAUGGUUUCGUCUGUACGCGAACUCAGUUCAUUCCGGAUUUCAACAUGACUGCUUACAUGUUUUCCCAUGAGAAAACCGGUCUGGAGUAUCUGCACAUCGAUCGCAAGGAUUCGAACAAUGUGUUCUCCAUCAACUUUCGGACCACCCCGUUCGAUUCAACCGGCCUGCCUCACAUAUUGGAGCACAACGUCCUGUGCGGAUCGCAACGAUUUCCUGUGAGGGAUCCGUUUUUCAAGAUGUUGAACAGAAGCUUGGCCACGUUCAUGAAUGCCAUGACCGGACCGGACUAUACUCUGUAUCCCUUUUCCUCCACCAAUGAGGUUGAUUACAGAAAUUUGCAAUCUAUCUAUUUGGAUGCGGUCUUCCGACCGAACUUGAAAUACUUGGACUUUCUGCAAGAAGGGUGGCGGCUGGAACACUCGGAGUUGCAGAACAAAAACUCGGACCUGGUGUUCAAGGGAGUGGUUUACAACGAAAUGAAAGGAGCGUUUUCGGAAAAUUCGGCUGUUUUUGGGCAGAAGUUCUUCAACAAAAUACUGCCAGACCAUACGUACGGAUACGUUUCCGGUGGUGACCCGUUGGAGAUUCCCAAACUGACGCACGAAGAUUUGGUGAACUUCCAUCGGAAGUAUUACCAUCCGAGCAACGCCAGGAUCUACAGUUACGGAAAUUUCGACCUCGAUCGAACGAUGGAAUAUGUAGACCAACAAUAUUUGAGCGAUUUCGAGAGAAUCGAUUCCAGCUAUAGCGUUAUUCCACCGCAGAAACGUUGGACUAAACCAGUGCAGAGUCACAUUCAGAGCCGUUUCGAUAACAUGGGCGCCCCUCUAGAGCGGCAAAACCAAAUAGCCGUAGGAUAUUUAACCGCGGACAUCACCGACGUAUAUGAAUCAUUCCUGAUGUACAUUCUGACCGAACUGUUGGUAAAGGGUCCGAAUUCGUACUUCUACAAGAGCUUGAUCGAACCGAACAUCUCCGGUGGGUACAAUCAGUUGACGGGUUACGAUCCACACAUUCGUGACACGAUGUUUGUCGUGGGAUUGCAAGACCUGCCGGCGGAGGACUUCGGAAAGGUUCAGAAAAUUUUCGACCAGACCAUCGACGAAGUUAUCGAAAAGGGAUUCGACCGGAACCAUUUGGACAGUGUGCUGCACCACAUCGAGCUACAAAUGAAGCAUCAGUCGACGAAGUUCGGCUUGGGACUGCUGUUCAAUUUGACUCCUCUGUGGAAUCACAACGGAGAUUUGAUCAAGUCGAUGAAUGUAAGCGCGCUAGUUCAGGAAUUGAGGGAUAAUCUAGCACGGGACCCGAAGUAUCUGCAAAAGAAGGUUGAGUACUACUUCCGAAACAACUCUCAUCGGUUGACGAUGACCAUGUCUCCGGAUGAGCAUUACGAUAAGAAGUUCAACGAGAGUGAGAAGCAAAACUUGGUUGGAAAGAUAGAAAAGCUCUCAAACAGCGAUCGAAACAGAAUUUUCAAGGAAGGUGUUCAACUGUCGGAGGAGCAGAAGUCGGUCCCUAAUACGGAGGUACUACCCUGCCUAAAACUUGAAGAAAUUCGGAAUUCGCCAGAGCAAAAUGACGCAACAGCUAAUCUAAUCAAAAAUAUCCCGACUCAAACGGUCCGAGUCGAUACAAAUGGUGUUACCUACUUCCGCGGUAUUCUGGAUGCCAAACAACUCUCCGAGGAAGAAAAGCUGUUGCUUCCUUUAUUCAACUCUGUGAUCAACCAGUUCGGCACUAAAGAUAUCAACUAUCGUGACUUGGAUCAACUGAUUAGCUCAAAGACAGCUGGUGUGAGCUUUAGCACUCACCUGGUCGAGGACAUCAACGACAGUGGCCGUUACGAGUUUGGAGUUUUGGUCGGUUCGUAUGCGCUGGAGAAAAAUGUGCCGGAUAUGUUCGAUAUUCUGAGUAAAAUUUUCAACGAAAUCGAUCUCACCGAUGUGGGCCGAUUUGAAAUGCUGCUAGAGAACUACAUGUCUGAGCUUUCGGUUGGAAUCGCUCAAUCCGGUCAUAUGUAUGCCAUGCAAAACGCCAACGGACUGGUCACCGAAUCAGGCAAACUUCGGGAGCAACUGAUGGGUAUCGAACACAUAGCAUUUAUGAAGAAUUUGACGAAGGAGAACUCUCCGGAACAGAUUCUCGCGAAGUUGCGUUCGGUGGCCGAGACCCUGUUCCGGAAGUCCAGUCUACGGUGCGCCUUAAACUACAAUACCAACAGCGAAGACAAAACACUUUCCGAGUAUGAGAAAUUUAUCGCAAGCAUUCCUCAGCGUAAAUCCGAAACUGCAUGGAACACUUCCAAGGCUUUGGAUCCAUCGUGCCGUCAAACUGUCAUGAAUAUACCGGUCAAUUACUGCGCCAAAUCAAUCGUCACCGUUCCUUACUCCCAUCCGGAUUACGCGCCACUCAAAGUUUUGGCCAAGUACCUUUCCUCCAAGUAUCUGCUCCCGGUUGUCCGAGAGCAGAACGGUGCUUACGGAGCUGGCGCCAAAAUAUCCACCGAUGGAUUGUUCAACUUCUUCAGUUAUCGGGAUCCGAACUCCCGGGGAACGCUGGACGUUUUCGAUGGUGCUUACCAGUGGACCCUAGACAAUCUAGCCAAAAUGGACCAGCAAACGUUGUUCGAAGCCAAGUUGGGGGUUCUACAGCAGUUGGACGUUCCGAUCGCGCCCAUGGAUCGGGGAAUGGACCUCUUCCGGUAUGGAAUCAGCGACGAGAAGUUCAACAAACAUCGGGAUGCGGUGCUGGCAGUGAGCAAGGAUCAGCUGACACAGGUCAACGAAAGGUAUCUCAAGCCAGGAGCCGUCGAAGUGGUCGGAAAGAGCGUGCUUGGGCCGGAGAAUGAUGGGCUCAAGAAGGAGGGCGAAAAGUGGACCGUGUUUGCGUUGUAAAUUUGCUGUUGAUUGUUGUUAAUACGUUAGAAAUAAAACUGGACAUUAAACACUA